Lacerta agilis (Sand lizard) is the source of this 525-nucleotide messenger RNA. Its product is annotated as 28S ribosomal protein S18c, mitochondrial-like. Gene Ontology annotation, molecular function: small ribosomal subunit rRNA binding; structural constituent of ribosome. The record is from RefSeq and is a predicted model, not a curated record. Gene Ontology annotation, biological process: mitochondrial translation. Gene Ontology annotation, cellular component: mitochondrial small ribosomal subunit; ribosome. Lineage: Eukaryota; Metazoa; Chordata; Lepidosauria; Squamata; Lacertidae.
UUUAAAAGUUAACUGUUGGGUCUGUGCGUUUUCCGCAGCGGAAGCUUGAAAGGCGGAAAACAUGGCUGCCUUGGCGAUGGCCACCAAGGGCUCAGGCUGGGUUUUCUGUCUCUUUGCUGGCGUAAGGAAGGGCGCUGUUUCCUCUGGUGCAGUUGCAUCAUGGAGAUGGGGGUGUAGUUCAUACAGUGAACAGUUGUCCAGUAAGGCAGACAUGCCUGUGUCAGUGGACAAUUCCUAUAAGGAGCCUCCUAAAAAGUGUGUCUUAUGUGGGGUAACUGUUGACUACAAAAAUGUACAGCUUUUAUCACAGUUUAUUUCGCCACACACUGGUCACAUCUUUGGAAGGCAUAUAACACUAACAGGCUUAUGUGCGAAGAAACAGCGAGAGGUUAAGAGCCCACAAAUGGGUUUUAUGUCGGUUAUAUUUAAGGACCUAACAUUCCUCAGCGACCCUAAAGUAUGUUGUAUCAAAUAUCCAGAAUGAAUUGUGUUAACUGUACUUAAUAAAACUGAUUUUGUAACUGA